UCGGGGAAUGAAUCCUCUGGCCGCUGGUAGGAGCAGGAGACCGGGGCAGCAGCAACACAUCCCGCCGCGGACAGCGCUCACCUGCCGGCACCAUGGCAGUGGAGGAAGAGGGCAUCCGGGUCUUUCAGAGCGUCAAAAUCAAGAUCGGUGAAGCAAAAAAUCUUCCUUCAUAUCCCGGGCCGAACAAGAUGCGGGAUUGCUACUGCACUGUGAACUUGGACCAAGAGGAGGUAUUCAGAACUAAGAUAGUGGAGAAAACUCUCUGCCCAUUUUAUGGUGAAGAUUUUUAUUGUGAGAUUCCCCGUAACUUUCGUCACCUGUCCUUUUACAUAUUCGACAGAGAUGUUUUCCGGAGGGAUUCCAUCAUGGGUAAAGUUGCGAUACUUAAAGAAGACCUCCAAAAGUACAACAACAGGGAUACUUGGUUUCAAAUGCAGCACGUGGAUGCAGAUUCUGAAGUACAGGGAAAGGUGCACCUCGAGCUGAGGCUGAGUGAAGUGAUCACAGAUACAGGUGUGAUAUGCCACAAGCUUGCCGCACGAGUGUUGGAAUGCCAGGGGCUCCCCAUCGUCAAUGGCCAGUGUGAUCCAUAUGCUACUGUCACUUUAAUUGGACCAUCACGAUCUGAAGCCAAGAAAACUAAAGUAAAGAAGAAGACGAAUAACCCACAAUUUGAUGAAGUGUUUUAUUUCGAGGUGACCAAGCCUAGUAGUUACAACAAGAAAUCCCAUUUUGAAAUAGAGGAAGAUGAUGUGGACAAAAUGGAGGUUAGGGUUGACCUGUGGAAUGCCAGUAAUCUCAAAUUUGGGGAUGAGUUUCUUGGAGAACUUAAGAUUCCACUAAAAGUACUUCGUCAGUCCAGCUGUUAUGAAGCAUGGUACCUACUCCAGCCCAGAGAUAAUGGAAAGUCAGGGAAACCAGAAGAUCUUGGCUCUUUAAGGCUAAAUGUGGUUUACACCGAGGAUCAUGUCUUUUCCUGCGAGUACUACAGCCCUCUUCGCGACCUUUUGUUAAAAUCUGGCGAUGUUGAGCCCGUUUCAGCAUCUGCUGCACAUGUGUUGGGCGAAGUCUGCAGAGAAAAACAGGAAGCAGCAAUACCUCUUGUUCGACUUUUUUUACAUUAUGGCAAGAUUGUGCCUUUCAUCAGCGCAAUUGCAAACGCUGAAGUGAACAGAACACAAGAUCCAAACACCAUAUUCCGAGGGAAUUCAUUAACGUCCAAGUGCAUUGAUGAGACCAUGAAACUGGCAGGAAUGCAUUAUCUGCAGGUUACACUUAAGCCUAUCAUAGAUGAGAUAUGCGAGUUACAUAAACCUUGUGAGAUAGAUCCUGUAAAAUUAAAGGAUGGUGAAAAUCUGGAGAACAACAAGGACAACCUGAAAAAUUUUGUUGAUCAGAUAUUUAAUGUCAUUACAAAAUCAGGAGUGAGCUGCCCUACUGUCAUGUGCGAUAUUUUCUUCUCUCUGAGAGAGUCUGCCUCCAAACGCUUUCAAGGUGACCCCGAUGUAAGAUAUACUGCUGUGAGCAGCUUCAUUUUCUUGCGGUUCUUUGCACCUGCCAUCCUGUCUCCUAAUCUGUUUCAGCUCCGUCCUCAUCACCCAGACUCCCAGACAUCUAGAACCUUGACACUCAUCUCCAAGACUAUCCAAACGCUGGGCAGCUUGUCAAAGUCAAAAUCUGCAAGCUUCAAAGAGACUUACAUGGCUACGUUUUAUGAGCACUUUAACGAACAGAAAUAUGCAGAUGCUGUUAAAAAUUUCCUAGAUCUGAUUUCAUCAUCAGGAAGAAGAGACCAUAAGCGUAUUGAGCAGCCCAUUCUACUUAAAGAAGGGUUUAUGAUUAAGAGAGCGCAAGGGAGGAAACGGUUUGGUAUGAAAAAUUUCAAGAAGCGCUGGUUUCGCCUUACAAACCACGAAUUCACGUACCAGAAAAGUAAAGCAGGUGAUCAUCCUCUCUGCAAUAUUCCCAUUGAAAACAUUUUGGCAGUAGAAAAACUGGAGGAGGAGUCGUUCAAAAUGAAAAAUAUGUUCCAAGUAAUUCAACCAGUGCGGACCCUCUAUAUCCAGGCAAAUAACUGUGUGGAAGCAACGGACUGGAUAGACAUUCUUACCAAAGUCAGCCAGUGUAAUAAGAAACGCCUCACUGUCUAUCACCCCUCAGCCUUCCUUAAUGGGCACUGGCUGUGCUGCAAGGCUACCUCAGAGAAUGCCCCUGGAUGCACUCCUUGCACUGGGGGUCUGCCUGCGAAUAUACAGCUCGUCAUAGAUGGAGAUCGUGAGACAGAACGCAUUUACUCACUGUUUAACACCUACAUGACUAAAUUGGAAGAAAUGCAAGAGGCCUGUGGGAGCAAGGCUGUGUAUGUUGGAUCUGACCAAGAGGAGUACAGCUGUUUCCUAAUUGAGGACCCCCGUGAAACUUAUAAGACACUAUGUCAAAUCAUAGAAGCUGUUAAAACAUUACAGCAAGAACAUGCUCAGUACAAAAGGGAUAAGUUUGAAAAGACAAAGUAUGGAAGCCAACAACACCCUAUCGGCGACAAGAGUUUCCAGACCUACAUCAGACAGCAGUCUGAGGUGUCUGCACAUUCCAUUUAGCAUACCAUAGGACACCUAUUGAGAAUCUCGGAAGGAAUUGAAUCUUGAUCUUGAAGAUGUAAACAUGAGGAAAUUGUGGUAUUCAUGUCGGGAUCAGCAAUUUACCCACUUGGUCCACUUUACUUUUUCUGUUUGUUUUUAGGACUGUUACAAUAUUUGCUAUGCACUUUAUUCAUCUGAUAGCAGAUGACAGAACAUUUUUAGGUUUGUUUUUAGCCUUCCCUUAUGUUUUACUCCAUGUGACUGGUGGAUUGCACCAGGUGUGGAACACUUGCUUCUUUCUUCAUUGCUCUAUGUACUCUGGGGACCCAUCCAAAGGGAAACAUACUGUGUCUGACUCUGAUCUGCGCCCAACAAGAUACAUUGAAGGUCCUCGAUUCUUAAUGUCAUCAUCACAUGGAAGCACUGAUUUACAGAUUGUUACAGUCUCUUCUGGAUCUGGCUUUUUAAGCCCAAUGAGGCAGAGAUGUUUGAUUACAACUGGUUUGCUGCCCCUGUCUUCACAUAACCUUUUGAUAAAGAAAUGUCCCACAAAUGAUCUAGAGAUGUUCCACUUUGGAUUACAGAGCUGGUUCGCAUAGGAUUACAAUGUCUGAUGAAAUAUCCCAUAAUGGUAUUCUUAUUGUGAUGCACAGUGCCAUACAGCAAAUUCACAGCUAUAAGAAAAUUGACUUUUGUGAGUCAUGCAGGGGAUUACCAGGAGGAUUGAAUGAAGUAUUCCCACUCUCACUUAUGUUGCUGGCCUGAAUCUUCAAAGGAAGACUCGAGAUCUCAAAAUGUCUUACUGCACCCUAUGUUUAUAUAUAUUUUUAGUCUACAGUUAAACCUAUCCUGCCAGUUAAUGUAUUUUCCUAAAAGCCACUGCCUUUGGUGUUGGUGCCAUGCUAUGUACAUAAUGAACACUUUGUCAUGUUCUUUCCACAAAAACAACUCUGCUUCUAACCUUUGAAUCAGGUACAAGAUGAAAGCAAAAUCACUCCUAACAUUGAUAUUGUAGCACUUGAGUGCCCCCCUCUGUGCCAAAGAACUGACUGUAUGUUUGCUUAUCACCAUCCAGUAAUUUUGUUUGGCAUGUUUCAUUAUUAAGCAAAUUAAUUAGAUGUUUGCUGCUCAUCUAGCCUGAGGACUGCAAUACCUGAUUUACCAGUCACUUGCAAAACGUCUUCACAAAAAAAAAAAAAAAAGCUUAUUAAAGAAAAGAUUAAAAAAAAAAAAAAAAAAAAACUAAAUCAUAAAAAAAGUCUCUGUGGUUUCUGGAUAACUUUAUUAAUAUAAGUUGAAGAUGGAUUUGUGAAAACAUAGCCUAGCCACAGGUAUAAUGCCUUAGUGCUUUGAAUAAGCGGUACUAUAGUGACUCUGCACUAUCUUACUUUGCAAGUGUUGGGUGACCAUAUUUGGAGGAGAGCCUUUAUUAUUCAUUCCAACAAGAACACUUUCUCAGCAUUAGAAUAUGUUUACUGUAUAUUACAACACGUAAAAAUAAUGGAAGUAUAUUGUCCACAUACUAUAAGAUUCUGGUUCCUUUUUUGGGAAUCUGCUUCCCCAAAAUACAACCAGGUUUCUGACAAAUACCCAGUGCAUUUGGCCAUAAUUUUUUGUUUUUUUUGUUUUAUUACCCUUACUUCAUGUGGGGUGCAGGGUAAGGGGUGGGUAGACCCUGUAUUUGUGCUAAGGUAUAUCUUACAUUCAGUAAUACUUUUUAUCUGCCACCAUUUAUGUAAAGAUGGAAUGAAUACCUUAAAUAAUGUUAUUUCUUUUACACACUCUUCCUGUUUUUUAACUAUCUAUUCAUCCCACAUUUCAAAGAAAUGUUAAAUUUUUAAUUAAUUUUUUUUUAAAGAAAAAAAAAACAUUUUGUAGUGUAGGUGUUAAAAGGGGACAUUGUAGGUCAUAUUAUGUUUGAACAAUAAUUGCACUGUCCUACGUGAAGCAACCUUUUAAAAAUAUAUUAAAUGUAAAUGCAGGCUUGAUACUUUUGUAUUGUUACUAUCCCUGUAUCCUUUAGUAGUAUUUUUUUA
Messenger RNA from Pelobates fuscus (common spadefoot toad), 4615 nucleotides. It is a transcript of the gene RASA3, whose product is annotated as RAS p21 protein activator 3. Gene Ontology annotation, biological process: negative regulation of Ras protein signal transduction; regulation of GTPase activity; intracellular signal transduction. The record is from RefSeq and is a predicted model, not a curated record. NCBI's taxonomy places the organism in Eukaryota, Metazoa, Chordata, Amphibia, Anura, Pelobatidae. The transcript is spliced from 24 exons. Gene Ontology annotation, molecular function: GTPase activator activity. The coding region runs from base 93 to 2597 and encodes 834 amino acids.